This is a messenger RNA of Rhagoletis zephyria (snowberry fruit fly), 1770 nucleotides long. The record is from RefSeq and is a predicted model, not a curated record. NCBI's taxonomy places the organism in Eukaryota, Metazoa, Arthropoda, Insecta, Diptera, Tephritidae.
AUGUACCGAGUCUCCCGAGCCCUCUCCCGAUCGACGCUGUCGGCGCUGUCACGCAGCAGCAACUGCCUGUCGACGCCGGCCAUCUCGGCGGUCCACGCGCAGCAGUCUCGCCGCGGCGCCGCCAAGGACAUCAAGUUCGGCGCCGACGUGCGCUCGCAGAUGCUCACCGGCGUGGACGUGCUCGCCGACGCCGUCGCCGUGACCAUGGGCCCCAAGGGCCGCAAUGUGAUCAUCGAGCAGAGCUGGGGCAGCCCCAAGAUCACCAAGGACGGCGUGACGGUGGCGAAGGCCAUUGAGCUGAAGGACAAGUUCCAGAACAUCGGCGCCAAGCUGGUGCAGGACGUGGCGAACAACACCAACGAGGAGGCCGGCGACGGAACGACGACGGCCACCGUCCUCGCCCGGGCCAUCGCCAAGGAGGGCUUUGAGAAGAUCAGCAAGGGCGCCAAUCCGAUUGAGAUCCGCCGCGGGGUGAUGCUCGCGGUGGAGCACGUCGUCGAGAAGCUGAAGUCCUUCUCGAAGCCGGUCACCACGCCGGAGGAGAUCUGCCAGGUGGCGACCAUCUCCGCCAACGGCGACAAGAUCAUCGGCGACCUGAUCUCCUCGGCGAUGAAGCGCGUCGGCAGCGACGGCGUCGUCACCGUCAAGGACGGCAAGACGCUCUCCGACGAGCUGGAGGUGAUCGAGGGCAUGAAGUUCGACCGCGGCUACAUCUCCCCCUACUUCCUCACGAAGGGCAACAAGGUGGAAUUUCAGGACGCCCUCCUCCUCAUCACCGAGAAGAAGAUCUCCACGGCGCAGUCGAUCAUUCCCGCGCUGGAGCUGGCGGUCAACCAGCGCAAGCCGCUGGUGAUCAUCGCCGAGGACCUGGACGGUGACGCCCUCACCACGCUGAUCAUCAACAAGCUGAAGAUCAACCUGCAGGUGGCGGCGGUGAAGGCGCCCGGCUUUGGCGACAACCGCAAGGCCACCCUCCAGGACAUUGCCGUCGCCACUGGUGGCAUUGUCUUUGGCGACGAGGCCAGCCUCAACAAGAUUGAGGACAUUCAGCUGUCGGACUUUGGCCAGGUGGGCGAGGUGACCAUCACCAAGGAUGACACGCUGCUGCUCAAGGGCCGCGGCCAGAAGGGCGAGGUGGACAAGCGCGUGGAGCACAUCAAGUCGGAGAUUGAGAACACCAACUCCGAGUACGAGAAGGAGAAGCUGAGCGAGCGCCUGGCCCGACUGGCCAGUGGCGUGGCCGUCCUCAAGGUGGGCGGCUCCAGUGAGGUGGAGGUGGGCGAGAAGAAGGACCGCGUCACUGAUGCGCUGAACGCCACGCGGGCCGCCAUUGAGGAGGGCAUUGUUCCCGGGGGCGGCACCGCCCUCCUGCGCACCAUCAAGCACCUGGACGAGCUGACGGCGGCCAACGAUGACCAGAAGGUGGGCAUUGACCUGGUGCGCAGCGCCCUCAAGCAGCCCUGCAUGCAGAUUGCGAAGAACGCCGGCGUCGACGCCUCGGUGGUCGUCUCGAAGGUGCUCGAGUCCUCGGAGCUCAACUUUGGCUACGACGCCCUGGAGGGCAAGUACUGCAAUCUCAUUGAGGAGGGCAUCAUCGACCCCACCAAGGUGGUCCGUACGGCGCUGAUGGACGCCGCCGGAGUGGCCUCGCUGCUGACCACCGCCGAGUCGGUCAUUUGCGAGACGCCGAAGGAGGACGCUCCCGCUGGCAUGCCUGGCAUGGGCGGAAUGGGAGGCAUGGGCGGUAUGGGAGGAAUGGGUGGCUUCUAA